Mugil cephalus (flathead mullet) is the source of this 2336-nucleotide messenger RNA. It is a transcript of the gene mief2, whose product is annotated as mitochondrial elongation factor 2. Bases 214 to 1635 code for a protein of 473 amino acids. Lineage: Eukaryota; Metazoa; Chordata; Actinopteri; Mugiliformes; Mugilidae. Gene Ontology annotation, biological process: positive regulation of mitochondrial fission; mitochondrion organization. The record is from RefSeq and is a predicted model, not a curated record. Gene Ontology annotation, cellular component: mitochondrial outer membrane. The transcript is spliced from 8 exons.
GCUAUUCCGCCGAGAAACCCUACCAGGAUUAAAACAGACGAAGAAGAAGCCUGCAGCUGUUAGCUGAACUAUAUUAAUGGCAGCGAACGACAGAUAGCAGCUUUUUAUCUGUUGAAACAGCAUUGAAAAGCGCAUUUUAACGAACCGCUAAUGAUUUGGAUCAGAUUGGUACGUUUCUCUCCGCACUGAGAGGCUAACCACGACAAGGAGGCGAUGAACUUCCAGGGCAGUCGGAGGCGAGGGGAAGAUGGCGUCGCCAUGGUGAUCGACUUUCUCCUGUCUAACGCUCGGCUGGUCCUGGGCGUCGGAGGAGCUGCUUUGCUGGGCAUCGCUACGUUGGCGGUGAAACGGCUGAUAGAGCGCGCAGGCCGCGCAGCGGACGACGAAAAGGUGGAGCAGAAGAUGGCUGAGAGCUGGGAGGAGCUGAGUCUGGUCUCGGCUUCCCCGACGCUCCUCAGGAAGGGCAUAGAGGGCGUUGUGAUGAAGCAUGUUGCCAAAGCGACCAGGCAGCAGAAGGAUGCUCUUUCUCAAUCAGCUGAUCUCUGCCAACAACCUCAGACGUCGCCUCUGGAGGUGCAGCCCAAACCCGAGUCAAAGUCCAAGAGGCUCCAGCUGUGCGUCCUCAGUUUGCAGGAGCGUCUGCAGCAGUACUAUCACACAAGGGCUGCGCUCGCUCCCCUGGAGGUCCAGAGGGCUCAGUCUCUGGCUCUGGACAUCUGCACCGAGAUCCAGGCCUUCAUGCACAGCCGUCACCCGGACAUGCCGCUGGGAGAAAUGAGCCUCGGAGGCUCUUUACUCGACGACCUGCAGGUGGUCAGCGCGGACCACGCCUGUCUGAUGGUGCCUCUGCAGCUGGAAGCUUCUCUGUGGCGUCUCAUCCCAGGAGAGGAGACGCUGCUCACGCACCCUCUGCACUGGAUGGUCCGCCGGGUCAAUCUGGAGUAUUUCCCCAGAGGACGCAGUUACUGGGACAGGUACUUGGUGGGAGGUUAUCUGUCUGCAGAAGCUGUGGUGAACAUGUUCAGUAAGGCCAUCAUGGAAAGUAUGAAUUGGCUGUCAAUCAGCAGCACCUUGGACUGCCUCGUCAGACCUGUCCCCGGAGGACCGGACCUGAGACUGGAGAUCCGGCCUGACGAUGAAAAAGGAGCCAUGUGCAGCGACCAGCCCCUGUUCGUGACCGUCCUGCCUCUGCUGAGGGAGGGCGACGUGGUCCUGACCGCCCAGACUGAGCUCACCUCUCCCUGGGUGAACGCCUGGCACCUCUCCCUCUACCCGUGGGAGAACCAGCGCCUGUCUCAACUCGACGAAGCCGACGGCGGCUGCCGCAGACACGCUCUGAAGAUCCUGAAGGCGGCGUGCAGACUGAACCCGGCCCUGCGACCGCUCGAAGCCGCGCCGCUGGCCAACCUCAUCCUGCACCUCAGCGACGGCGAGGGCGACUGGUCUGAGAGCAGCCUGGACGUCCGGUUCCAGCAGUGCAUCACGGAGCUGAUCGGCUACCUCGAACAAGGGGCGCUGCACAGUUACUUCAAACCCGCUGUCAAUCUGCUGAGCAGCUUGUCAGAGGACCAGGUGGACCAGAUGGGCUUCAUGCUUUACUGCGCCGUGUCGGAGCCUGAAAUACUCCUCAUUUAACUCAUCUCAGCUCCGUGGAGUCAUCUUAUCAUCCAUUACGUCUGGUUCAACCUCCUCGUUUGACUGAGUCUGACGCAAAGAGACGGUCGAUCUGAGAGUAGAUAAUCAAGCUGGAGACGUCGCAAUGUGCCAAGGAAAAGAGCCGACGAUUGAAAGAGUGCUUCAGGAUGUGCGUCUGCCACCGACCCUCGUUUCAAAUUCGUGUGAUUCCGUUUCACCUUUAGUCUGCGACGAUCAUCUCGGCCAUCAGCAGUUCAGUGAACAGCAGCAGAGUGGUAGAGGUUGUGGCUUAAAUGCUUACCUUUGUUGUAUCCUUUAAUUGAUGCUGUGUGCUCUCCGCCAUCUUCCUAUAUCUACUCACUAAUCGGGACAAUAAUAACGACCCGCUGAGAAUCACCGGGCCGCACUAAACUAUUCGGUUUGUCUGAGGUGGUUAUUUAACUUGGCAUGUGUGUUUUAUUAUACUGGAGGCUGAGGCGUUGAAUCAUCUUUGUUGGUCUUGUUACGUGUACAUUUUGUUGCCAAUAUAUCUGGGUAAACUAAUCCUUUAAAUUACCUGAGAAUUUAAUGCACUUGCUUUUAAAUGCCGUAUGAAUGUCGUGGACACGUUUCAGCUAUAAUUCGCGUCGGGUGUAAGAGAAACGCAAUUUCUGUGAUUGAGCAGUGAAACUACAAACAUAAAUAAAGCACUUGUUUAGAUU